Brassica napus (rape) is the source of this 914-nucleotide messenger RNA. RefSeq names its product probable ubiquitin-conjugating enzyme E2 17. The transcript is spliced from 6 exons. Bases 315 to 800 code for a protein of 161 amino acids. NCBI's taxonomy places the organism in Eukaryota, Viridiplantae, Streptophyta, Magnoliopsida, Brassicales, Brassicaceae. The record is from RefSeq and is a predicted model, not a curated record.
GAAUCUUAGGAAGUACACAGAUUUUGGAAUGCUUAGUGAUUAUAUUCCAAACUGAUCGUAAUCGUGAUCGUGAUCGUGUUCGUGAGAGUAGCAAAAGCGAGUAAAGUUUCGGUUCCCUAGCACAAGUGGAAAGAUAUGAUAACACGACGUCGGCUUGAUGACUGGACAUAGAUACAUUACUUUGAACACGAGAUGGAGAUGAUAAGACACUAUAAAAAUGCUCAUGGAUGAGGCUGAGACAAAAACACACAAACACUAUCUUCUCUCCAUCUCUCUUACACUCAAAAUCACUGUAAUAACUUUUUAAACUACAAAUGACAACUUCAUCUGCAUCAACUCGCAAGGGUCUGACCAAAAUCGCCACUAAUAGACUACAGAAAGAGUUCAUGGAGUGGCAGACUAGUCCUCCUGCAGGUUUCAAGCACAGAGUCUCUGAUAAUCUCCAACGAUGGAUCAUUGAAGUGAAUGGAGCUCCAGGAACCCUUUAUGCCAAUGAAACUUACCAACUUCAAGUGGAAUUUCCUGAGCAUUAUCCUAUGGAAGCUCCACAGGUUAUCUUUCAGCAUCCAGCUCCACUCCAUCCUCAUAUUUACAGCAACGGUCAUAUUUGCUUGGAUGUUUUGUAUGAUUCAUGGUCGCCUGCGAUGAGACUAAGUUCAAUCUGUCUUAGUAUUCUCUCAAUGCUCUCAAGCUCAUCCGUUAAGCAAAAGCCUAAAGACAACGACCAUUACUUGAAAAACUGCAAAAAUGGAAGGUCCCCUAAAGAAACUAGGUGGCGGUUCCACGACGAUAAAGUAUAACAUCUAUGUGUGCCCUUUAAUAUUGUAACUAUAAACCAAAAUGUAAUGAUCUCAGGUUGAGUUCUUGACCUGUUUCUAUCUUCAAAACUAGAACAGCUCCUUUUCGCAGUUUAA